This is a messenger RNA of Lentinula edodes (shiitake mushroom), 669 nucleotides long. RefSeq lists its product as uncharacterized. The coding region runs from base 1 to 669 and encodes 222 amino acids. The transcript is spliced from 2 exons. The record is from RefSeq and is a predicted model, not a curated record. Lineage: Eukaryota; Fungi; Basidiomycota; Agaricomycetes; Agaricales; Omphalotaceae.
AUGUCCUCUCUUACCCCCAAGGAAGUUCGAAAGACAGCCCGAGCAGCCGUCACUAUCUUUGAUGAAUAUGAGAUGAGCUGUUGUCUUUUUGGAAGCCUAGCUUGCCAUAUUUAUGGCAUGACGAACCGGAAUCCAAAGGAUGUGGAUUUAGUCGUGUUGAAUAACCGAAAAUACGACGCAGAAGAUCUGAAGCAGAUUCUCGUGGAUGAAGAUGACAGAUUUUACUUUGUCGCGUCGGUCAAUCCGGACGCCACAUAUCAAGUUCUGUGGUUUCGGCUUGGUCCCGGUCGCAGCUGCAAAGUCGAUAUUUUAACCACUGGAAAAUCAACUUCCCUCAACAUUCCUCGUGUUCCUGUUACACGCGUUUUGUACAUUCAUCCAUACGAUGACCUGCCUGUCAUGCCUUUGCUAGCAUUGCUGCUUCUGAAGCUGCAAGGCUGGACAGACCAUCGUCAUUCGCAAAAAAGCCAUGAACAAAAGAGGGUUCGACAGGACGUUGCAGAUAUCAAGGAGAUGUUGAAGAUUGCUGUUGAAGAACAGGUCCACAUUGACGACCAAGAGUCGAAAUGGAUGCCUCGAUUAUUUGUGGAACAGAUGUCUGACAGAGUCGAUGAGUACGUCAGGAAAUUCCCUGAAAGUUUGAACGAUUGGGAAAACCUUGGAGUUUGA